Molecule: messenger RNA, 2519 nt
Organism: Girardinichthys multiradiatus
Lineage: Eukaryota; Metazoa; Chordata; Actinopteri; Cyprinodontiformes; Goodeidae
Gene: shtn3
Product: shootin 3
Exons: 17
Coding region: 197-2098 (633 amino acids)
Source: RefSeq, a predicted model, not a curated record
UGUCAGUGAAAGGAGGAGGAAGAGGAGGGGGACCAGCAGGAAAAAGAGCUGCUCUCUAUCCCAUGUGUUUGAGGGAGAAAAUCAGCCAUACACUACGGGGUUAUGAGCUCCAUGUAGCGUAACCUUUUUAAAAACGAAAUCCCCUGAAAUUAAACGCGCACCAGUUGGAUUAUUUUUCCACUCUUUUCCCGAAAAAAUGCUUCCCUGCUCAUCAUCCGCGCAGACGGAAGGAUGCGAGGAGGAGAGCGACGCGCACAUGCAAACAGAGUGCAACAGACUGACUGAGGAGAGGGAUGAGGCACAGAGGCAGCUCAAACACAUCAAAAGAGUUUCUCAGAUGGUGAUUGAGGAGGUCAGCGUUCUGCAGACUCAGCUCGAGAUCGAGAAGUCGUGUCGAGAGAAUGCAGAGGCACUGGCCACUAAGCUAAACUGUGAAAACAGGAAACUGAAAUACCUGAGCCUGUCGUCUCGGCCCUGUUUGGAUGAACUGCUUCCAAGCAUCUCUGACUGCAUUGCGCUCGAAGCUGACGGAGACCCUGCAGACUCAGUGGACAACAGCCCCGACACCUUCUCUCACUGCCAGCAACAGGUUAAAGAGCUGAGGGAGACAGUGAACAGUUUAUUGGAGGAGAAGAAAAGUUUUGUCUGUCAGAUUCACAAACAGCAGAGACAGUUAGAAGAGCUGACCAUACAGUCUGAGAAAAAUCAGGAGGAGAUGAAACAGCUUCGUGAAACAGUCGAGCAACAAAGCAAAACCAUCAAGAGAUUUAACAGAGUCUCCAUGAUGGCAGCCCAAGAGUACGAAGGAAUGAAGGAUCAGCUUAACUUGGAGCAGAACCUCAGAGUCAAAGCUGAGACCUAUGCACACGAGAUGCUGGUUAAGCAGAAGGAGGCCAACAGGCAGAGCAUGCUGCUGCUGCAGAGUGCUGAGCCCAGCGUUCAGCUGCUGAAAGCUCUGGAGGAUGUUGCUGCUAUCACUAAAACCCUGGAGGAGGAGCGUCUGCAGCAUCAGCAGAAGGUGGAGAGUCUGAAGGCACAGCUAGAGGAAAGCUGUGUGAAAAAACAGCUGCAAGAUCUUCAGAGACAGCUGGAGCUGCUAGAGGUGGAAAAGAAGGAGGUGGAGGGUCGGCUGGAGCAGGCAGAGAAGAAAAACGAGGAGCUUGAGAAAAGAGUCCACGAGCUCCAGGAGGCCCAGGACAAAAUUACGGACAGUGCGAGUCUCCCUCCCCCAGCACCUGGGGUAGCACCCCCUCCUGCACCUCCUCCACAGCCACCUCCACCCCCUCCUCCUCCCCCUCCCCCUCCCCCACCUCCUCCCCCCUCCAGAUGCAACCCCCUCAGCUCUCUGAUCGCCAUCAUGCGGAAGUCUUCCAAAGGGUCCAAACCAAAGGUGGAGCCCACUCCAGCUGCUGAAGGCAUGGACGAUGUCAAGGUAAAGGCGGUGAACGAGAUGAUGGAGCGGAUCAAACACGGCGUCGUCCUGCGACCCGUCAAAAGUCAGGACAGCAAGAAAAUAGCAGUGAAACCUCCACCCUGUGAGGAGAAGCAGCAGGAAAGCGCCAUGGAUGAACUGAAAUGCAUCCUGGAGACGGUGAAGAGGAGCCCCAGCCGAGGAUCCCAGGAGUCUGGACCGUCGCCGCCGGGAAAGAAGGACAGUGAGCUGGAGGUCAUCCUGAGGCGGCGGCGCAACAAGGCUGGAGAGGCUGGAUCAGGAGAUGAACGCGAGGGCCACAUGAGCCACGUCUCUUCUUCUGACAGCUUGAAUGGGAGACGCACCAGCAGCGAUUCGGGUAAGGAUUCAGAGGGUCUGAGCGGACUGAGCGCCCCCUCUGAGGCAGCGGGAAUAAUCCGGGUCAGUCCAGACAGAAGGGGCUCUGGACCGGGGCCCGCAGUGGCCCCAAGGAAGCGCUCUGACAUGGAGAGAAGAUCCUGCAGCUCUCUGUCUGAGAAGGAAACGUCUGAGUCUCCAGUCAGCAAUGGCUGCAUUAGCAGCAAUGAUGAGGAAAAUCAGAUGAAGUCAAAUGGAGUCGACCAUGAGGAGCCCGGCAACAGCACCCACACCGAGUAUGUAAACGUUAGCGCUGACGCCGACUGCUGAGAUGAACUCUGAUGGUUUUAUUCUCCGAUAUGAAAAGAAAGAAAUCAGUUGAAACACAUUUGCCUUUUUACUCCUAUGGUAUCAAAUGUGCAUUGAAAAUGUAUUUUUUUCUCCGAUUUACACUAACUAUCCGACAUUAGGUAACUAACCACAGUAACAUAAACAAAUCACAGCUGAUUUUUUCAGAUGAUUUACCCCCGAGAUAUUUCUAAAAUGUGCAUAAAUUGUUCUAAAAUUGUUGUUUAUAAGCAAAGCCCAGGUUUAAACACUAACAUGACAGCUGCUGCAGAAAGCCACCUGACUAACACAGACGUUAUAAAAGGCUAGUCAAAGAUUUAUAGAGUUCAAUUGUUCUUAUUUUACCUCCUGUAUCAAACCUCUCGUGUUCACAUAAUAAAGGAUAUUAAAUCUGCUUAUAUAA